UAAAAAUCCCCCCAAACGUGAUUAACAGUCUUAAUCAUGUAUUUAAAAUUUCUAAUAAUUAUUUUAUUUUCAAUAAUAAGUGUUAAUUCAGAAUUGCGUGACAUAGAAGAAAUGUAUUUGAACUUUUUUGUGCAAAUGGAAAGUGUAAAAAAAUCUGUUGAUACAAUUAAAGUUCGCUUAGAUGUUUUAAGUGAAAAAAACCCGAGCAACAAUUGCAAUUCUAUAGACAGCAAGUUUUUGCAAGUUUUUCAAAAUUUUGGUUAUGUUAUAAAAUCUUUAGAUGAUUUAAAUAAUCGUUUGGAUAACGCUUCUCAGAAUGAUAGAUCUAGUCAUCAAGAGGUUAAGUAUAACACGGAGCAAUAUGAAGUUUUACAGAAUGCUUUUAUAAAGUCAAUAUCGGAAAUAAAAGCUAAAUAUUCAAUCCUACUGGAUGAGUUGAAUGCAGUUAAAAAAUCGCAGGAAAUGUAAGUGUAAUAGUGUACCCACCAACAAAUUAAUUCUUUUUCAUUUAUAACCUACCA
Messenger RNA from Lucilia cuprina (Australian sheep blowfly), 521 nucleotides. RefSeq lists its product as uncharacterized. The coding region runs from base 37 to 468 and encodes 143 amino acids. The transcript has 5 exons. Gene Ontology annotation, molecular function: heme binding; oxygen binding. Lineage: Eukaryota; Metazoa; Arthropoda; Insecta; Diptera; Calliphoridae. The record is from RefSeq and is a predicted model, not a curated record.